AUGGCGCCGCCAACACUGGAGCACGUUUUCACCAUGAAAGGCUUCACGGCAAAGACCUCAAUGGAUCUGGGAAAAAUCAAGGGCGGUCCUCAUCGUACCAUUUUCGGCAUCACACACGGCUACAUUCGAGGUGUACCUGGCUCCGCCGGAGGUGGACUGGAUGUAAACAUCGUCCCUGGCGGUGGCGAUUGGAUCUUGUACGAUCCAGCCACCAAUGUCAGCCACCUCGACGUUCGUACACAAGCUACAGGCAACGAUGGCCAUCAUUUGUAUGCAUCAUUGGUUCUCUUCGCCGAGGAUGGAGACAAGCGAUCCAAAAUUCAAGUGGGUCGAAACGACCAUGUUCGUCGGGCAGGGGUAUUGGCACCGUGA
This is a messenger RNA of Pseudocercospora fijiensis CIRAD86, 372 nucleotides long. RefSeq lists its product as uncharacterized. Lineage: Eukaryota; Fungi; Ascomycota; Dothideomycetes; Mycosphaerellales; Mycosphaerellaceae. The coding region runs from base 1 to 372 and encodes 123 amino acids. The record is from RefSeq and is a predicted model, not a curated record. The transcript is spliced from 3 exons.